Molecule: messenger RNA, 353 nt
Organism: Cuscuta europaea
Lineage: Eukaryota; Viridiplantae; Streptophyta; Magnoliopsida; Solanales; Convolvulaceae
Source: the annotation of a GenBank genome assembly
UCCCAAUGAAAUUGAAAAUACUGCUAAAUAUCUCAUGAAAGAAUUUGAAAUGAAAGACCUUGGGAGAACAAAAUUUUGUCUCGGCAUUCAAAUUGAACAUUUGAGAAAUGGUAUUUUUAUCCACCAAUCAAAUUAUACCGAGAAACUUUUGAAGCGGUUUUACAUGGAAAAAGCUCACCCACUCAAUUCCCCGAUGGUGGUUCGAUCUCUCAAUGUGCAUGAUGAUCCUUUUCGACCUUGUGAAGAUGAUGAAGAAAUCCUUGGUCCCGAAAUACCAUAUUUGAGUGCUAUUGGAGCGUUAAUGUAUUUGGCUAAUAAUACACGACCAGAUAUUGCUUUUUCUGUAAAUUUAU